This is a messenger RNA of Medioppia subpectinata, 537 nucleotides long. NCBI's taxonomy places the organism in Eukaryota, Metazoa, Arthropoda, Arachnida, Sarcoptiformes, Oppiidae. The record is from the annotation of a GenBank genome assembly.
GCUAAAACUCAAACCCAAAACUCACUCAAAAUGAAUACUUUGAUCGCUUUGUCCGCUCUCUUGGGUCUGGCCGUUGCCGUCCCAUCCCAUGAUGUCGUGUCAUACGGCGCGCCGGCAGUGCUCGCCGGACACGGUUUGGGCUACGGUCUGGGUCUCGGACACGGAUACGCCGGACACGGUUUGGCCACCGCUUACUCCAGCCGUAUUGCUCACGGAUACGGUCACGGAUACGCCGCCCCCGCCGUCCUCUCGCACGGUCUGACCGGACCCGCCGUCCUGUCCGCCCACGCUUAUGGCGCCCCCGCAGUCCAUGCCGGCUAUGGUUAUGGUCAUGGCAUCGGUGCCCCCAUCAUCCGCUCGGCCUAUGCCGGUCACGGAUACGCCGCCCCCGCCAUCUAUGGUGCCGGAGUAGUCAGAUCUUAUGGCGCGCCAGUGAUCAGCGGUUACGGUCACGGACUCGCCGCCCCCCUCGCCGUCGGUAAGGUCUGGUAAAUACUGGUCACCCGAUCGCCGAUGUCUUUCAUUUCUAUCAAACAC